Molecule: messenger RNA, 1034 nt
Organism: Gastrolobium bilobum
Lineage: Eukaryota; Viridiplantae; Streptophyta; Magnoliopsida; Fabales; Fabaceae
Exons: 7
Coding region: 74-733 (219 amino acids)
Biological process (GO): vacuolar proton-transporting V-type ATPase complex assembly
Cellular component (GO): extrinsic component of endoplasmic reticulum membrane
Source: RefSeq, a predicted model, not a curated record
CUGAAAAUGAAUAUAGGAUGGGAUACUUUACCAGAAUGAGAAAUUGGUACUGUGGAGAUUAUUGUGAAGUUCGAUGGAAGAAGAGUAUUGUUGUGUAAACGGAGACGAACCGCAAAAACAGGAACCGGAGAUUGUUGAAGGAGAAGAAGAUCAACAGCUACAGCAGCAUCGACGCCAACUACAACUACGACUACAACCUGGAGCUGAUGACAAACUUGUUUUGCAAUUUAUGGAUUCAUCGCAUAACUACCUCUCCCUCGUUGAUGCUUUCUCCUCCUCACUUCGUCAGGGAUGGAUAGAAUUAGCAAGUGCUCGACAUGCCAUGGGUGCUUCGCGCAUUAAUAGUUCUGUAUUGGACCUGAAAUACCAUUCAGCUGCUACAACAUUGAAGAUAACUGAAUAUGAUGGUACACAGCCAUGCUUUAUGUUGCGUAAAUGGAUAUCCACUGAACAUGAAAGUACUCGAUUAGAAGACGAGAAUGUGCUGCCACAAGAUUGUAGUAGUAUGAAAUCUCCUGAGAACUUUUCAGUACCUGCAGAUGAUGAUGAAGUUCAAAAGGAGCGAUCUAAGUCCUUAUCAGUUUUUGGUGUUUUAAUUUCCCCAAAGCUUCGAGCCACCCAGCUGUCAUUUGAGAGAGCACUAGAGACACUUGUCGAAAUAGCAAAUGUGCAAUCGUCGUUGUUAUCUUCUUAUCACCAACUUCAUCAAGAGGUGGAAGAUACUAAAGAAUGAAAAGUAGCAAUUCCUUCAGGCUGCCGGAAUUUGCAUCGCGUGUGAAUAAUCUGAGUUCAGUGUCGGGGACCUAGCAUUGGAAAAUUUUGGCGUUCAAUUUAUUGAUUUAUCAGAAGACGGUGAAAACUGAAAAGUUCCCCAUAGUGCUUAUUUCAUUUUGCACCCCCUUUUUGUAGUAUCUGAGAAUCUACAUUACCCUUGAACAGUUAAUGGGAUGUCAUCAUUUCAAGCGAAUUUCGCACUUAUAGUAUUAGUUUUGGAUAUGAUUAAUCUUUACCUAAUUAUUUUAUCGAGAGACAAU